CACUCACCACUACCGUCACGCAAUAUUAUCUCAAGCUCGCACUUGUGAGGUUAUACGAGAGCUACGGGUAACCCAAGAAUUCCCCGAUUCAACAUAGAAUUUCACCAAUGAUUUCAUUAAAACUCAUAACUACUUAUUAAUAGAAUGGUAAUCAGUCAACGUGUAAGUAUUUUUAUCACGUAAAUAUUGCUUAGGCGUGAUAUGAGUGACCAAGAUAAACGAGAGAAAAGCCAGUCGAGUGGUUAUUACGAAUAUAUGGAGACACUGAGGGAGUCAAUGAGAAAGGAAGAAGUUGAUCAUGUUCAGCCAACUUCGGAUGAUUUUGGUGAAAGGAGAGAACGAAAUUCACCGCAUCCACCAAUUACACAACGAAGAGGAAUAAAACGUAAUGCUAAUGGUGAUGAUACAACCAGUGAUGAGGAGGAUAAUGGAAGUGAGGGGGAGAGCAUUGAUAAGCCAAAUGAUGAAGGUAAUGCGUCUAGAAUUGAAAUAAAACAACUGAAAAUAUGGGCACUUCAAUAUCAAAUACCACCGGCUCAUUUGGAGCCUUUGCUUGUUAUAUUGCGUGCACGACUACUUCCAACUUUACCGAGAUCCGCGAAAAUAUUCUUAGAUGAUUCAUUGGUACCAUCCGCCAAGAAGAGACGAGAAGAGACAACAGAGAAGAACGAGUGUUGCAGUCCUGCCAUUCUUAAAGAAAUUUUGCGAAAAUUAGUUUCCAUUGAAACGGACGUGAAAAAAAAUCGCGAAACCCUGACAAAUAUUGAAGACUGUCUACAAGUAAAAGAGGACUUUGUAUCAGCGGACUUUUCAAUUCCCACGAAACACGAAAUCGAAUUACCAAUAAAUUCCGUAGACGCCCUUCUGCACUUCGAACAGAAAUUGACGGAUGACAGAAGGUGCCUCUCCGAUACUCUACAAGUGAUGAAGCGGCUGAAGUCGUCGAAGGUCUCCAUAAGUGCUACAUCGAUACUGAGAAAAUUUCUUGGGAGGACUGUGGCUAUACAGUACACAGCUACAAAAAAAAUGACUGAUAAAUUGGUCAUGGAAACACAUGUACCAAAAUUUAUGGGAUGUGUCCUAGAGGCACUUAUGGCUACUCACCAGGGCCUCUCGGACAAGGAGGCUAAGGCAGCUGUGGGCACGGCCCUCACCCAAUCCAAAGGCUGGGACGGACAGAGAUCGGACAAAGCUAAAAAAUUGGGGCACAGUGCUAUGACUGUUAUUAAAGAAGAAGAGGAUAUUCUCGACGCCGACUCCAUCAUGUCUAAUACAUGGAUGGGGGAGAGAUUCAGGUUAGACACAUCGGCGUCUGAGUAGAAACUACGACUAGUGAUAGACAGACACAGAUCAUUACCGAGUUCAUCUCGCUUUAUAAUAUUUUUCUAUAAAUAAACACUUGAAAAAUGAAAAA
Diachasmimorpha longicaudata is the source of this 1414-nucleotide messenger RNA. RefSeq lists its product as uncharacterized. The record is from RefSeq and is a predicted model, not a curated record. NCBI's taxonomy places the organism in Eukaryota, Metazoa, Arthropoda, Insecta, Hymenoptera, Braconidae. Bases 202 to 1320 code for a protein of 372 amino acids. The transcript is spliced from 4 exons.